Molecule: messenger RNA, 4121 nt
Organism: Tachysurus fulvidraco (yellow catfish)
Lineage: Eukaryota; Metazoa; Chordata; Actinopteri; Siluriformes; Bagridae
Gene: xrcc1
Product: X-ray repair complementing defective repair in Chinese hamster cells 1
Exons: 19
Coding region: 61-1890 (609 amino acids)
Biological process (GO): base-excision repair; single strand break repair; double-strand break repair via nonhomologous end joining
Cellular component (GO): nucleus
Molecular function (GO): damaged DNA binding
Source: RefSeq, a predicted model, not a curated record
AACAGAAAAGGCAGUUUUUAAAUAUAGAUGAUUUAUUUACUAAUGAUCUGAGUUCGGUAAAUGGUCGAUUGGGACGUGAGGAAGGAGCCGUCAGUGCGAAGUGAAAUGCCUGAGAUUAAACUGAAACAUGUGGUGUCCUGCAGCAGUGAGGACAGUACACAUAAAGCAGAUAACCUUCUGAGUUCAGAGACGUACAGGAAGUGGAAAUCUGCUCAUCCUGGAGAGAAGCAGGUUUCAGUUAUCCUGCAGUUUGAGAAGGAGGAGCAGGUCCACAGUAUUGACAUUGGGAACGAAGGAUCAGCCUUUAUUGAAGUUCUUGUUGGACACUCAACCUCUAUUAAAGACCAGGAUUUCGAGGUGUUGUUGGUGACAUCGUCGUUCAUGUCUCCCUCUGAGAGUCGAGGGAAUUUGAAUCUGAACCGUGUGCGAUUUUUCAGCCCUCAGCAGCUAGUGAAGAGCACAAGUCAGGAGAAAUGGGACAGAGUAAAGAUCGUGUGUACACAACCCUACAACAAGAGCAUUGCCUAUGGAGUGGCGUUUAUAAAGUUUCAUUCUCCACCGGAUAACGACAGUCCUGCUUCUACACCACCUAAUUUGACUAAACUGGGUCAGUUCCGGUUGAAGGAUGAGUCUCAGUCUUCUGGGUCAAACCUGCAACCAGGGAGUCUGUUCCUGAACCGAGAGAGUAAAGACAGUAAAGGAGUGAAAAUUUCUCCUAAAAGCAGUACACUGAGUUAUGCAACAGCAGCACUACAGGCAGAGCCAUCGACUUCAAGCUCCGCCCCCACCAGCUCACCACAGUCGGCUGUAUCGGUGAAGAGAAAGUUUGAGUUCAGUAAAGAGAGACAGGAUGCCCCUCCUCCCCCUGCCAAGAAACACACACGUCCACCUAAACCCAUUACCCCCAAUUCUGAGCACACGUCCCCCAGCACAAAAACAGCAUCUAUUUCCCAGAAGACCCCAGUGCAGAAGUCCUCUGUGAAGCCCCGCCCCCUGGCCUCAGAACCAGUCCCCUUCUGCCAAAUCAUGGAGGGCGUAGUGUUUGUGCUGAGUGGAUUUCAGAACCCGUUCCGUGCAGAACUCAGAGACAAGGCUGUGUCCAUGGGGGCACGGUACCUACCGGACUGGACCCCAGACUCCACUCACCUCAUAUGUGCCUUUUCUAACACCCCUAAGUACAGUCAGGUGAAGGCAGCAGGGGGGCUGAUAGUUCGGAAGGAGUGGGUGAUCGACUGUCACAAGAGGAAAAAGAAAAUCUCUUACAAACGGUAUCUGAUGGAUGGAGCAGAGUCCAGCUCUGAGGAUGAGAUGGAUGACAUCAGUGUUGAGGAGCAGACACACGACGAGGGGGAAAUAAAAAAGAGUCCUGAAAAGAGACACAACACCACCACAACAUCUGUGACAGAGGAGAAGCAAGAUGUGUGGAUGGACGAGCGAGAAGAGGAAGAUGAUGAUGGAUCAGGCGUGGACACUGAGGAGGAGCUGAGAAGAGUGGAGAAGAGGAGAGGAGAGAAAGCAGGACAGCAGAACAGAGGAAGAGGAGGAGGACAGGAGUCAGAAGACGACCCGUAUGGCGGCUCAACAGAUGAGAACACAGAUGCAGAAGAAGAGGAAGACAAACCCAUACCUGAUCUACCAGAUUUUCUGACAGGAAAGAGGUUUUAUAUGUAUGGGACAUUUCCAGAGAACCAGAGACGUUUGCUGCAGCGUUACAUCAUUGCCUAUAACGGUGUUGUGGAGGACUACAUGAAUGAGAAGGUCCAGUUUGUGAUCACCAGUCAGGGAUGGGACGACACCUUCGAGGACUCAGACCUCAGCGUCCACAUGUUGGACGUGGGAGAAAUACACAGCUGUGAAGACAUAGCUGACUUUGUCGAGAGUGGGAACUGAAACAGGGCCUGUGUGUGGAGUGCUGGUCAGUGCAGGUCGUCCUGGUCAGUGCAGGUCGUCCUGGUCAAUGCUGGUCGUCCUGGUCGUCCUGGUCGUGCAGGUCAGUGCUGGUCGUGCAGGUCAGUGCUGGUCGUGCAGGUAGUCCUGGUCAGUGCUGAUCGUCCUGGUCAAUGCUGGUCGUGCAGGUCAGUGCUGGUAGUCCUGGUCAAUGCUGGUCGUGCAGGUCAGUGCUGGUAGUCCUGGUCAUGCUGGUCAGUGCUGGUAGUCCUGGUCAGUGCUGAUCGUCCUGGUCGUGCAGGUCAGUGCUGGUCGUGCAGGUCAGUGCUGGUCGUGCAGGUCAGUGCUGAUCGUGCAGGUCGUCCUGGUCAAUGCUGGUCGUCCUGGUCGUGCAGGUCAGUGCUGGUCGUGCAGGUCAGUGCUGGUCGUGCAGGUCGUCCUGGUCAGUGCUGAUCGUGCAGGUCGUCCUGGUCAGUGCUGAUCGUCCUGGUCAUGCUGGUCGUGCAGGUCAGUGCUGGUCGUGCAGGUCAGUGCUGGUAGUGCUGGUAGUCCUGGUCAGUGCUGAUCGUGCAGGUCAGUGCUGGUAGUCCUGGUCAUGCUGGUCAAUGCUGGUAGUCCUGGUCAGUGCUGAUCGUCCUGGUCAAUGCUGGUCGUCCUGGUCAUGCAGGUCAGUGCUGGUCGUGCAGGUCGUCCUGGUCAGUGCUGGUCGUGCAGGUCAGUGCUGGUCGUGCAGGUCAGUGCUGAUCGUGCAGGUCGUCCUGGUCAAUGCUGGUCGUCCUGGUCAUGCAGGUCAGUGCUGGUCGUGCAGGUCAGUGCUGGUCAUGCAGGUCGUCCUGGUCAGUGCUGAUUGUCCUGGUCAUACAGGUCAGUGCUGGUCGUGCAGGUCAGUGCUGGUCGUGCAGGUCAGUGCUGGUAGUCCUGGUCAGUGCUGGUCAUCCUGGUCAGUGCUGAUCGUGCUGGUCAGUGCUGGUCAUCCGGGUCAGUGCUGAUCGUGCAGGUCAAUGCUGGUCAGUGGUGGUAGUCCUGGUCAGUGCUGGUCAUCCGGGUCAGUGCUGAUCGUGCAGGUCAAUGCUGGUCAGUGCUGGUAGUCCUGGUCAGUGCUGGUAGUCCUGGUCAGUGCUGGUAGUCCUGGUCAGUGCUGAUCAUGCUGGUCAGUGCUGAUCGUCCUGGUCAGUGCUGGUAGUCCUGGUCAGUGCUGGUAGUCCUGGUCAGUGCUGGUAGUCCUGGUCAUGCUGGUCAGUGCUGGUCAGUAAACCUGACAGUGGUGUUGCAGGGCCUAAGGAACAAUUGAGAAAGAAAGUAAGUGAGACCUUUCAGUCUGGAGAAGGUUAUAAAGCCGUUCCUAAAGCUUUGGGUCUCCAGUGAACCACAGUGAGAGCCGUUAUACACACAUGGGGAAAACAUGGAACAUGGUGAACCUUCACAGUCUCCGGCCGACCAAAAUUACCCCAAGAGCAGCGACGACUCAUCCAAGAUGUCACCAAAGACCCCACAAUAACAUCCAAAGAACUGCAGGUCUCACUUGCCUCAGUUAUUAAGGUCAGAGUUCAUGACUCCACCAUAAGAAAGAGACUGGGCAUAAAUGGCCUGCAUGGCAGAGUUCUGCUGCUGAGCAAAAGAACAAAGGCAAAACACAAUCCUCAAGACUUUUGGGAAAAUACUCUGUGGACUGAUGAGACAAAACAUUUUGGAUGGUGUGUGUCCCGUUACAUCUGGUGUAAAAGUAACAGCACACGUCAGAAAGAGAACAUCACACCAACAGUAAAACAUGGUGGUGGUAGUGUGAUGGUCUGGGGCUGUUUUACUGCUUCAGGACCUGGAAGACUUGCUGUGAUAAACAGAACCAUGGAUUCUGCUCUCUACCAAAAGAUCCUGAAGGACAAAGUGUGGUCAUCUGUUAGUGACCUCAAGCUGAAGUGAACUUGGGUUCUGAUCCAAAACACACCAGUAAGUCCACCUCUGAACGGCUGAAGACAAACAAAAUGAAGGUGUGGCAGGACCUUAAAAAGGGUUCAUGCUAAAAACCCUCCAAUGUGGCUGAGUUACAACAAUCCUGUAAAGAUGAGAGGACCGAAAUCCCCCCACAGCCUCAGCUGUAACACUCACUGCUUUGAUGGAGAAUGAGAAUCUGAGUUUUGUGAAACCUACAUGGAUCUUUGCUAUUAAUGAUAAGCAGAAGAUGUUACCCUAUCAACCCUACACUGUAGUCCCCUAACCCCCCCCCCCCCCCCUGA